Molecule: messenger RNA, 1435 nt
Organism: Pseudovirgaria hyperparasitica
Lineage: Eukaryota; Fungi; Ascomycota; Dothideomycetes; Acrospermales; Acrospermaceae
Exons: 2
Coding region: 268-1230 (320 amino acids)
Source: RefSeq, a predicted model, not a curated record
UUCGAUCAUGCUCGAAUUAAGUAUACGGAAGCAGUGGUCAAAAUGCGAAAGAUGCUUGAGGACCCCUCUCAAGCUUCGAACAACGAGCUUCUCUUAUCUAUGGUCAUGCUUGCUAUGCUAGAGGUAGCUAUACUGUGAUGAAACACACCGGGUAAACGACUUCAGACUGACGCCUUUAAGGUUGCUAUCGGAAAUUCUGCGCGGCCCAACGAAGGUGUUCUGACUCACCUCCGAGGGGCUGUACAUUUCGUUGAGGAGACUCGAAAGAUGUCUCAUUUGAGAGGUGCUAUGAGUCUUAUAGAGGCUACAAAGAAUGAUGGCACUUCGGAGGCCUUCAACCCCCUGAUACUAGCAGUAAUGAUGAUACAUCUGAUAUUGGCAUGGAUCGUCAAUCCACUACCCCAUGCACUACAGAUGCAUGCGGCCAUGAAAAAUUUCAGUCUUACAGCAGGACCUCUGUUACGUCUACCGACUUUCUUUGCCCGUCUGACACAGCUUGGGGUCACUACUGCAGAGGUUCACACUGAGCUCAGAUCAUAUCGAGCAACGCAAUGGGCCGGAGUCACCGACGAGAAACUUGCUCGACUAUACUCAAAGUGCUGCCGGCUAGCAUGCCGACUGUCGAAGGCAAUCCCUCAGAAUUAUUGUGUUGAUGAAACGUGCCCAGUGGAGAGUGAGCCUCUGAAAUUUAACGACACGUGGGACAACCCGAACCAGCGAGACUGGAGUAUAUGGGGCCGCAGAGAUUUUAGCACUGUAUGCCUAUACCGAAUAAUCGUUUGCGUCGCAUCGCGUCGAUGCAUUGCACGUAUGAUGGAUGCAAUGUCUUUUGACGACCCAAAUGCUAUCUACCAUAUGAUCGCCUUGGAGGAUGCCGACAACAAAGUGAAGAACCUCCUCUCACUGGCCUGCCAAGACAUUUUUGAUAUGGUACCACAUUUCUUCGACGCAUCUUGCCCACCGAGUCCCAUCCCAAAGGACGCGGGCUCGGGGGAUGACAAUAUGGCUUUCUGGGGUGUACAAAAACCAAAGAUAGGCGCAUACCUGCUCAUGAUGCCAUUGAGAGCUAUCAUGUCCAUACCGGAGCUUCCACAGGAGACCUAUGACAAGGUUGUCUCGAUUGCCGUCCAACUUUCCCAGGGAACAGGCAUAGAUUUGGAAUACAUAAUGGUAAGAUUGUGCGGAAAUCUGUUUGAGGAGGAUGCCCGAACAAACUGCUUUUUCACAUGAAGAGCAGUAAUACGGUCGGCAUGGGCUGGCAAAAUGUUUCCUGCUGCUCACUGCACUAGCACAGUGAAGCAGCAAAUAUCUAUUUCGUCCUCUUAUGGCAUAUAAGGGACACUCAGUACACCCCGUCAAUGCAGGCUAUGAACAUCAACCCACUGAAGUUUCAUCGAUCGGUAACACGAAAAGCAGUUCUUCUACACCUUCCACG